Molecule: messenger RNA, 2397 nt
Organism: Schistocerca gregaria
Lineage: Eukaryota; Metazoa; Arthropoda; Insecta; Orthoptera; Acrididae
Exons: 1
Coding region: 119-1639 (506 amino acids)
Biological process (GO): lipid metabolic process
Molecular function (GO): phosphoric diester hydrolase activity
Source: RefSeq, a predicted model, not a curated record
ACGUGUGCUUUUUUUUGCGACGCACCCACCGGUCCCCUCGCGCAAGCCCACCACGCGCUAUCCGAGCGCGAAUGUCGAAUGAGCCCUUCCUUGUACCGCGGAACAAGACAUUCUGAAGAUGCAGUCCGAGAACCAGGCCGACCCGCCCCUCGCCGAGCGCCCGCAUCACGCGUCGCCGCCAGACCCCAGAGACGACAAUCUCUUGGCAACGGCGCUGAAGCAGCUGCAGUCGACCCAGGUCCUCGCCGACUGGAUGUCUCACUAUCGAAGUGCCAUUGAGGACGUCCCGCUUUGCCACGUGGCUCUCCCUGGCACCCACGACAGCGGCACUUACUCCCUCGAUCCACACUGCCCCUACAGCAUCGAACUGCGCGGAUCGCGCAUGAUAAAUUUGGCCUCGCUCGUCGGACUCGGCCGACUCGCCAAGCAAAUCGUGCUCAAGUGGGCCGUCUGUCAGGACCAGGACACCGAGACCCAGCUGGCGGCCGGAAUUCGCUACUUCGACCUCCGGGUCGUCGCCGUCAAGGACGAGUAUCGCAUCUGCCACGGACUCUGCGGCGGGCUGAUCUCCGACAUGCUGGCGACCUUCUCCAAUUUCGUGCGCGCCCACCCGAGAGAAAUUGUCAUCUUGGACCUCGUACCCAAAAACUUCUACGAAUUCGGCGUCCACUCAACGCUCCAAAUCGACCACCACCUGCACUUCUCCAAGAUGCUCUGCGACGCGCUCCAAGGCGUCAUGUGCUCGUCGGAGCACCUGAGGUGUGACAGCACGCUCAGAGAAUUCUGGGAUUCCAACACCAACAUCAUCGUUCUCUACGACCCGCCUCCAGACCUGUCGCCGGACCUCGCGCGCCUCUUCUGGCCCCCGCGGUCUAUCCAGAGCUACUGGCCGCGCCACUGCAAAAACGCGCUCAGCUGGACCAAGUGGGCCGCCACUCACCUCAGCGCGCGCCCCCCCCUCCUCCGCCGAACUCUUCGUCCUUCAAGGCGUCAUCACCCCCGACAGGAAAAUCAUCUCGGGACUCUCCCACAGCGCCAGGGACCUGCUCCAACUCAGCCAACACGUCAACCCCCACGUCAUCGACCUCCUCGUCGAAAACCCGCACCUAAACCACAACAUCACCAUCCUCGACUUCUACGACCGCACCCCGCUCUCCCUCGUCUGCAACUGGAUCAACGCCGGCGGCUCCCACCUGUUCACCCAAAAACUGGGCUUCCCGCCAACCGCCGCGCUUUCCGUCUUUGCCGCGACCACGAGCGAACCGACGCGCCCAACCGACGCGCGUCUCUUCGCCGUCGGCAUUUACCUCAACGACUCCCUUCUCACCGGCUGCCUCCCCGGCCACGUCGUGGGCUCCACCUGGCGCGUCGUGGACGUCACCACCAUUCUCCCCCGCCGAGCCCCCGCCGACCACGUCCAACUCUCGACCCUCUCCUCCGCCGGCGAGCACUACCUGUUCGUGGCCCACGAACGAGACACCCGCUCCUACCUGUGGAACUCCUCCAAGUCCACCUGGCUUCCCUGCCUGGACGACUCCGCCCUCGCCCUCCCGGACCACCCUCCGGACCGCCACCUCCAAGUCCUCCAAUCUCACGUAACUCCCGAGAACACCAUUUACCUCGUCAGGCGCACCUCUGACGGCAUCUCUCUCUUCGACAUCCACCCCCCCUCAACCUGCCAAUCCCACUCCCUCUCCUUCGACCAACUCCUCCAGCAAAACCUCUCCAGCCACCCCGCCUCCUUCCAGUCCUUCCUCUUCCAAGACACCCUCUACUUCUUCUUCCUCUUCCCCUGUCAGUCGCACCCCUCUCAGCGCUGCUCCGCCUCUCUCGUCGCCUUCUCCCCUCAUUCUCCCCCGCACACCUCCCCCUCCCCCGUCCCCCUCCCCUCCGGACUCUGCCUCCUCCGCGCCGAACAGUGGACCUCCCACGCCUACCCCCACCUCGUGCUCCUCGCCUGCAUCCACUCCAACACUCUGUUCACCCUCGAAUUCGACGGACUCCUCUGGCGCCUCGCCGACCCUCUCCACCUCCACCACCCCGCCGUGCUGCGACUCUUCUCCCUCGAAGACCACCCCCACCUCCUCCUCCGACUCCAAGACGGACUCGUCGUCCUCCGCUACUCCCCCUCUCAACCCUCCUGGACCCCCUUCACCCAACUCCGCCAGUUCACUCUCUCGGGACUCUGGGAUCACGACCUCUGUCUCUCCACCCUCCGCGUCAACUCCUUCGACGAACACUUCGCCCUCAUCACCGCCCGGCACCAAUGGGGACUCCUCACCGUCAAACUGCUCAGCGACGGCUCCUGGUCCUAUCUAGGCAAACCCCCCCUCCAACACCCCACCUCCCCUCGCUCACCUGCCACUCCCCCUCUCCAAUAAAAAAAAAAAAAAAUAC